AUGAAGUUCCGACGGCCCCAUCUCCGUGUCACGCAGCCCAAGUCGGCUUUCGCCGAAGGGAAUGCCCGCUGGACCAACCUCGACCUCGAUCCAGUUCCCCUCCACCGUCGGAAAUGGGGUCCUAUGAGCUUUAUCUCAUACUGGAUCUCCGACGCCUUCAACGCUGCAACAUGGCAGUUCGCUAGCAGCAUCAUCGCCGUCGGGCUGAGCUGGCGGGAGUCUCUCGCCAUUGUCGCCAUCUCCUUCUUCAUCAUCUCCUUCGUCAUCGCGGCCAACGGUGCCGUCGGCUCCAUCUACCACAUCCCCUUCCCCGUCAUCGCCCGCGCGAGCUGGGGCUUCUGGGGCUCCUACGUCGCCAUCAUCUCCCGUGUCAUCCUGGCCGUAUUCUGGUUCGCGAUCCAGAAUAUGAACGGCGGCAAUGCCGUGAGCGCAAUGAUCGGUGCCAUCUGGCCGAGUUUUAGGACCCUGAAGAACGGCAUUCCCGAGAGCCAGGGUAUCACGACGGCGGGCAUGGUGGGAUACGUGAUCUUCUGGAUCGCGCAGGUCCCUUUCCUCUGCGUCCACCCCAAUAAGCUGCGAUGGCUGUUUGCUGCCAAGUCCAUCAUCGUGCCCAUUGCGUGGCUUGCGAUCUUGAUCUGGGCGUUUGUGGCGGAGGGCGGAGGCGCCAUCUUCGAUCAGAAGCCGACGGUCUCCGGGUCGAAGUAUAGCUGGCUGUUUCUGGCGAACAUGACUUCGGUGCUGGGCAACUAUGCCACUCUGAGUGUGAACCAGUCCGACUUCUCGCGGUACUCGCGCGUCAGCCCGAAAUGGCAGCUGCUCUACAUCCCCAUGCUCCCCAUCGUCUUCACCUUCAUCUCGUUCAUCGGCAUUGCCGCCUCCUCGGCCGGCCAGUCGCGCUACGGCGGCCAGAUCCCCUGGGAUCCGAUCGUGCUCAUCAACCUGUGGCCCAACCGCGCGUGCCGCUUCUUCGCCGCCUUCUCCUUCGCCCUCACCUCCCUGGGCGUCAACAUCUCGGCUAACUCCCUCUCCGCCGCCAACGACCUGACCGCGCUCGCGCCGCAGUACAUCAACCUGCGCCGCGGCCAGAUCAUCUGCGGCCUGCUGUCGUGGUGCCUCGUCCCCUGGAAGAUCCUCGCCUCGGCCGGCAACUUCCUCAACUUCAUGGCCGCCUACGCCAUCUUCCUCGGCCCCAUCGGCGCCAUCAUGCUCUGGGACUUCUGGCUCAUCAAGCACCGCAAGUACGACAUCCUCGCCCUCUACCAGCCCUCCAACCCCACCUACCGCUACUCCUCCUGGGGCACCAACUGGCGCGCCAUCGUCGCCUUCCUCGUCGGAGUCGCGCCUAACCUCCCCGGCCUGGUUGAGUCCGUGAACAGCAGCAUCCACGUCGGGGUGGGCAUCCACCCGUACCAGUUUGGCUGGAUGCUCGGGUUCGUCGCCACGAGCAUUGUCUACGUGGGUCUGUCGUAUCUGUUCCCGGCGCCGGAGACGAUCAUCGAGCGGGCCGUGCUUGCGGAUGAGAUCUACGAUGCCCGCGGCACGGUGGAGGGGCUGGAGGUGGGCUCAGAGGAGGUGCUGGGCGACGGGGACCGGGAGGAGAAGAUGUUGGGUACGAAGGAGGCCAUACGGGAGACAAAGGGGGAAUGA
Molecule: messenger RNA, 1647 nt
Organism: Aspergillus clavatus NRRL 1
Lineage: Eukaryota; Fungi; Ascomycota; Eurotiomycetes; Eurotiales; Aspergillaceae
Product: nucleobase cation symporter-1 family protein
Exons: 3
Coding region: 1-1647 (548 amino acids)
Biological process (GO): nucleobase transport; transmembrane transport
Cellular component (GO): plasma membrane
Molecular function (GO): nucleobase transmembrane transporter activity
Source: RefSeq, a predicted model, not a curated record